Molecule: messenger RNA, 1491 nt
Organism: Capsicum annuum
Lineage: Eukaryota; Viridiplantae; Streptophyta; Magnoliopsida; Solanales; Solanaceae
Product: protein REVEILLE 6
Exons: 8
Coding region: 164-1069 (301 amino acids)
Molecular function (GO): DNA binding
Source: RefSeq, a predicted model, not a curated record
AAACGGAUUAGACAUAAAGAAAAUAAAAUUUAAAGAAAAGAAUAAAGAAGAAAAAAGAAAAGAAACACAAAUAGAAAAGAAAUCAACAUUUAUGUUUGGCAGCCUAAAAAGCAUGAGAUGAAGCGAAACUGACCCACAGUUUAUUCUAGUUGAUGAAAAUCUGAUGGUCAUGGCCCUUCCUAAUCUCGGCUCUUUCUCCAAUCCAACUGCCACCGCUUCUCCCGCCGGUGCAACGGCGUCGACCUCCAACCCAUUGUCUCCUUCCGAUGACCCGUCGAAGAAAAUUCGAAAACCCUACACCAUUACCAAGUCACGAGAAAGCUGGACUGAACCCGAACACGACAAGUUCCUUGAAGCUCUUCAGCUAUUUGACCGUGACUGGAAAAAGAUCGAAGCAUUUGUUGGAUCAAAAACUGUUAUUCAGAUACGUAGCCAUGCUCAAAAAUAUUUUCUGAAGGUCCAGAAGAGUGGAACCAGUGAACAUCUUCCUCCUCCUCGGCCAAAAAGAAAAGCUGCUCAUCCCUACCCACAGAAAGCCUCAAAAAGUGCUCCAGCUGUCUCACCGGUGCCUACAUCUUUUCAAGCUUCCCUUCCUUUACCAGAACCUGGAUUUGUAAAAAGGCCCGAUUCUUCUUUUUUACCUAGCAAUCAAGCUACUGUUGUGCCUGUGCCGUCAUGGACUGACAACUCCGUGCCACCAGUUAGUUUGUCGCAAAUAAAGAAAGAUUACGUGAGAGAAACAGGUCAGCUGGUCGCUAAUAACCGUUGCUGCAGUAGUAAUGAAAGCACUCCAAGAUCAAAAUCAACCGUUAAGGUGAUCGAGCGGACUCAAGCACCCUCACUGAGAGUUCUGCCUGACUUUGCUCAAGUAUACAAUUUCAUCGGUAGUGUAUUCGACCCUGCGGUUACUGGACACUUGCAGAAAUUGAAAAAAAUGGACCGCAUUGAUGUCGAGACGGUGUUAUUGCUGAUGAGAAACCUCUCCAUCAACCUUACAAGCCCUGAUUUCGAGCAUGAUAGACAGCUGCUUUCAUCUUAUGAUAUAGACAUGGAGAAGAAGUGCAAAUAAAAUCUUCAAUGACAACCAACUUAAAAGUGUUGCUCAGUUCGGCUGCUGCAUACACAAUGGUCUUCGCAUACCAUUCCCAUUAUUCUUUGCUCGAGAGUAUUAUUGUCUGGAUGAAGGCCAUAUCAGAGUUGGUCGGAACAAACGGCGAGUGGAGGAUCCACAUAUAAUAAUACCAGGAGCCUCUGGUUUGUUUGAUAGCAGCUGCUAGCUAUGUCACAUUCAGAAUUGGUUUGCCUGUGGAGUUCUUAUUUGUGUAUAUACUGUAAGAUAUAAACAGAGAUGAUAGUUGUGAUGCUGGAAGUUAAGUAUAUAAAGCUGGGUUUAUGUAAAUUCAAGUUUUGACAGACUCGUCUCUGAAGUACUGGUAAAUUUUUUCAUGCCAAAUGUAAAUGCUUCAACAAAAAUGAGAUUGUUGAUUUGCA